This is a messenger RNA of Lotus japonicus, 1920 nucleotides long. RefSeq names its product probable alkaline/neutral invertase F. The coding region runs from base 59 to 1708 and encodes 549 amino acids. Gene Ontology annotation, biological process: sucrose catabolic process. The transcript is spliced from 4 exons. Gene Ontology annotation, molecular function: sucrose alpha-glucosidase activity; endo-alpha-N-acetylgalactosaminidase activity. NCBI's taxonomy places the organism in Eukaryota, Viridiplantae, Streptophyta, Magnoliopsida, Fabales, Fabaceae. The record is from RefSeq and is a predicted model, not a curated record.
GUGCAAUUAGAGUACUCUCUGUCCCAAUUAAGCUUUUUGGGAGAUAUCUUCCUUUCACAUGGAUUGUUCUCACAAACAGAAAGGAUAUAUUGGAAGUACAGAAGCAUCAUGUACUCUGGCAGAUAUCGACGAGGAAGAACCUGAGGAUUUCUCAACAGCAUGGGACAAGGUUCAAAAAUCCAACAAGUCAUUUGCUACUGAACUAUCCUCAGGGCUUUCUCUCCCAGCAGAUCAUCUUGCUCAUUCUGUGAAUACCUCGAGAUUAUUGACAUUGGAUUUGGAUCCACAUCCAAUAAUAUCUGAAGGUUGGAAAGCUCUGAGGAAAUCCUUAGUAACAUUUCGUGGCCAGCCAGUAGGUACAAUUGCAGCUUUGGAUAAUUCUAAUGAGAAACUUAAUUAUGAUCAGGUGUUUGUAAGAGACUUUGUCCCUAGUGCUUUGGCUUUUCUGAUGAAUAAGGAAUUUGGCAUUGUAAAAAAUUUCAUCACAGAGACACUUCACCUUCAAUCAUCAGAGAAAAUAGUUGAUUGUUUUGAUCUAUCAGAAGGUGUAAUGCCAGCAAGUUUUAAAGUACUCCAUGAUCCACAAAAAGAGCAAGAGAAGUUGAAAGCAGACUUUGGUGGGAGUGCAAUAGGCAGGGUUGCUCCUGUUGAUUCUGGAUUCUGGUGGAUCAUAUUACUUCGCGCAUACACAAAAGCCACUGGAGACACUUCCUUGGCUGAUCUGCCUGAAUGUCAGAAGGGUAUGCGCUUGAUUCUGAACUUAUGCCUUUCAGAGGGAUUCGACACGUUUCCAACUCUACUAUGUGCUGAUGGAUGCUGCAUGAUUGAUCGUAGAAUGGGUCUUUAUGGGUAUCCAAUUGAAAUUCAAGCACUUUUCUUCAUGGCUUUAAGGUGUGCCUUGCAAUUGCUGAAGCAAGAUGCCGAGGGGAAAAAGUUUGUGGAACGAAUUGAGAACCGGUUACAUGCCUUAAGCUAUCAUGUGAGAAGCUAUUUUUGGCUGGAUUCGAAGCAACUUAAUGACGUGUAUCGCUAUAAAACAGAAGAGUACUCGCACACUGCAGUUAACAAGUUCAAUGUCAUUCCUGAUUCUCUACCUAAUUGGAUUUUUGACUUCAUGCCUCAUCAUGGUGGUUACUUUGUUGGGAAUGUCAGUCCUGCAAGGAUGGAUUUCCGCUGGUUUUGCCUUGGAAAUUGCAUUGCAAUUCUGUCAUGCUUGGCCACUCCUGAGCAAUCCAUUGCAAUCAUGGAUCUCAUAGAAGCGCGGUGGGAGGACUUAAUCGGCGAGAUGCCAGUAAAAGUUUCUUAUCCAGCCCUUGAACACCAUGAGUGGCGAAUCAUAACCGGAUGUGACCCAAAAAACACAAGAUGGAGUUACCACAAUGGAGGAUCUUGGCCAGUCCUCAUAUGGCUUCUUGCUGCGGCCUCUAUCAAGACAGGACGGCCCCAUAUUGCGAGACGCGCGCUUGAGAUAGCUGAAACCAGGUUGCAGAAGGACAAUUGGCCUGAAUAUUAUGAUGGAAAGCUUGGUAGGUACAUUGGGAAGCAGGCGCGGAAAAGCCAAACUUGGUCUAUUGCUGGUUACUUGGUGGCAAGGAUGAUGGUGGAUGAUCCAUCACAUUUGGGUAUGGUGGCCCUUGAGGAAGACAAGCAAAAGCCUGAACUUAGAGGAACAAAGUCAACGGCUUCUUUAGGUAAACUUUGGUAUUAAAACUGAAAAGGAAGAAAGACGAGGUAGAGAAUACUGAGAAGAAGGUUCUGCUUCUUUUUAAGUGUCAAGUUUCCAAGUCUGGUUUUUGUUAGAGGCAUUACCCCAAACAUUGCAAAGUGCUUUAUGCAGAAGUUCUUAGAGAAUGGUGGAAUAUAUGUAAAGCUAGAUGCAGGGAGAAAAAUUAAUUGUUGCAAUUUAGAUGGAGAUUUAGA